CCUCUGCCACACCGAAAACCCCGUAUAAAACUCGCACCGCCCUCCCACGGAUCAAACCACCCCUCGAAAAGCCGCGGAAAAGGGCAGGAAAAAGGAGGGAGGGCGGGAUGGACGCGUUCAUGGACUCGGUGGGCUCCAUCUUCCGCGGCGGCGACGUCCUUCCCUGGUGCGACCGCGACAUCAUCGCCGGUUUUGAGAGGGAGAUUGCUGAGGCAGCAAAUGAAGAACAGAAAAAUGACAGCCUUAUGAGGCUUUCCUGGGCGCUGGUUCACUCUAGACAGCCUGAAGAUGUCAACCGGGGCAUCGGGAUGCUUCAAGCUUCAUUGGACAGGCCUAGUAGCCCGCUGCAAACAAGGGAGAAGCUCUAUUUGUUGGCUGUUGGACACUACAGAACUGGGGAUUAUACAAGAAGCCGGCAGCUUUUGGAAAGAUGCUUAGAGAUUCAACCUGACUGGAGGCAAGCCCUGACUUUGCAAAGGCUCGUUGAAGAAAAAACCAGAAGAGAUGGUAUGAUUGGCAUGGCUAUCAUCACUGGCGCCUUUGGACUUGUGGGACUUGUUGCUGGUGGUAUAAUUGCUGCUGCCUCGUCGUCAUCCUCAUCCAGGAAGAAAUGAGGAUGUUUUGUGAAGUUAAUAAGAAAUCAAGAUGGGCAAAAACUUGAUGACAAGCAGACAUCACUUUUGUGCUUCAUGUGAAGUUUUUUUUUUUGGGUACUCUUUACGUGUGACACCAGCCUUCUGUUCAUACGAGAGAGAUGUAUUGUUAACAUGAUAGUAGUCAGUAGAGGAUGAGGCCCUGUGAAUCGGUGAUCGUGUUGUUCCAACAUUUGGACUGUUGUACUCUGUCGCCGCAGAACAUGCUGUCACCAUAUAAUAAGAGAAUACAGUCAUACACAAUAAUUUGAUACUAGAUUUGUUCA
This is a messenger RNA of Panicum virgatum (switchgrass), 919 nucleotides long. Its product is annotated as mitochondrial fission 1 protein A-like. Gene Ontology annotation, molecular function: protein binding. Bases 108 to 614 code for a protein of 168 amino acids. Gene Ontology annotation, biological process: autophagy of mitochondrion; mitochondrial fission; peroxisome fission. Gene Ontology annotation, cellular component: peroxisomal membrane; mitochondrial outer membrane. The transcript has 5 exons. The record is from RefSeq and is a predicted model, not a curated record. Lineage: Eukaryota; Viridiplantae; Streptophyta; Magnoliopsida; Poales; Poaceae.